This is a messenger RNA of Aethina tumida (small hive beetle), 695 nucleotides long. Its product is annotated as jupiter microtubule associated homolog 1. The coding region runs from base 173 to 502 and encodes 109 amino acids. The transcript is spliced from 2 exons. NCBI's taxonomy places the organism in Eukaryota, Metazoa, Arthropoda, Insecta, Coleoptera, Nitidulidae. Gene Ontology annotation, cellular component: nucleus. The record is from RefSeq and is a predicted model, not a curated record.
UUCUUUUCAACGAUUUUCAUUUGGUGUGUCGAAACAUCGGUUUCCGGGCGCAAAACAUCGACAGUGCCUGUUACGAGUAGACGUAGUCUAGUCCCAUACAUUUAAUACAUUUAUUUAACCGUUACAAUUUUACUUUGUUGAUCGAUUAUCACCCGUCGCCGGACACAACAAAAUGACUUCCACAAGCUUCAACAUCGGUCUGGCCGACGGUCGCAACUCGAGCAGGGUGCUGAGACCGCCGGGCGGCGGACACACACCGCUCUUCGGGCCCGCCGACCCGGAACCGCCGAAAAAGGACCACGGCAGAAACGCAUCGUCCAUAACCGAGGGCAGAAGCGAGCCCAAAGUGCCCACCCCGACGGCCGAACAACCACCCCAACAAAAAACUCCAACGGCCGAACCUAGUGCGGCACCGGCCGCCCCUCAGGCCGCCGCCGCCGAUCCGGCACCCGCACAGCGUUCCAGGGUUCCGCCCGGCGGGUUCUCCUCGGGGCUGUGGUAGAUGACUCAUUCCCUUUCCAAGCCAAAAUUUUUAUGUAUUUGCCUAUGUAUACUGUUGUCUUGAUAAUCAAAACUUUUUUUAUGUUAAGUAUUAACGAAGCUUUAUUGACUUGGCACAAGUGGUGCGGCAUUUUGCUAAUAACUUAUUUUACACAGUUUUUUACUAUGUAUUAUUAAAAUUUUUUAUCUAUUAA